AUGGAUUCGUCCAAAGAGUCAAAGCAAGCGGCGGAAGUCCAGGCCUCCCAAACAGAGUUUCUGACCGACGCUGCUGAGGCCAAUGUGUGGGAGCAUGAAAUGACCAUUAUGCAAGCUGCCAAACUCUUCCCAAAGGCUGUCGCCUGGAGUCUAGCACUGUCUGCCACUUGUGUUAUGGACGGCUAUAACUUCCACACCACGUCAAACGCUUAUUCUCAGCCAGCAUUCCAAAAGGCAUAUGGCACGCUUCAGGCGAACGGCAAAUACGCAAUUUCUGCCGCGUGGCAAUCGGGACUCAACAAUAUCUCAACCAUAGGAGUGCUGGUCGGCCUAUAUUUCGCCGGCUUCCUCUCCGAUCGGUAUGGCUUCCGCAAGACUCUAAUGAUCGCCAUGGUUUCCAUUCCCCCACUCGUUUUUAUGCAGUUCUUCGCGCCAAAUCUUGCAGUACUUAUAAUUGCGCAGCUGUUAAUGUCCAUCCCGCUCGGUGUGUUGGAGACCACCACACUCGCAUAUGCUGCCGAGGUUGCACCAAUGUGUCUGAGGCCAUUCUUGACGAGCUUUGUGAGCCAGAUGUGGGUUGUCGGACAAACCUUAUGUACCGUCGUGUAUCGCGCUUGUCUAGAUGCGGAGGCUCCCUGGGCAUAUCGCAUUCCCUACGCUAUCCAAUGGCUUUGGCCUAUCCCUGCAGUAGUCGCGUUGCUCUUUGCGCCAGAAUCGCCUUGGUGGUUUGUACGCCACCAUCGACUCGACGAAGCAAAGAAAUCUCUGGCGCGACUCUCAUCUGCAGAAGCUGCCAACUUCAACAUCGACAAGACUGUGGCUCUGAUGGUUCUAACAACGGAACAUGAACGCAUAAUCAACUCUAGUACUACGUGGAUGGCCUGUUUCAAAGGGCCCGAUCUUCGUCGCACUAUCCUUGUCAUCGCCUUGUACUGUUCGCAAAUUAUUGGUGGUUCGACGCUGCGCUCCUAUGCAACCUACUUUUUUGAACAAGCUGGUUUGGCCGACGACUGGUCCUACAACAUGUCCAUCAUCGUCUACAUGCUCAGUCUGGCGGGAACUAUUGUGUUGUGGUUUGUAUUGCCUUACGUUGGUCGGCGAACACUUUUUAUCUGGAGUCUGGCUGUGCUCACGGUUAUUUAUAUUGUCAUGGGUGGACUUGGGAUUCCGCAAGGUGCAAGUAAGAGCUCCUUGUCAUGGGGUAUCGCAGCUCUUCUCGUCGUCAACGGCUUUAUCUGUUAUGUCGGUGUCAUCCCGAUCGUCUUCAUCCUUGGCACAGAAAUCCCUUCUGCUCUACUGAGAAGCAAGACGCUCGCCAUUGGUCGCAUCAUUUAUUCAAUCAUCAACACUCCUAUGAGCAUUCUGGGCACAUACCAGGUUAGCUCGACAGCCUGGAACUGGGGGGCAAAAUCUUCCUUCUUCUGGGGCGGACUCUGUUUCCUGGGCUUGGUGUGCUCUUACUGGUCUAUCCCCGAGACCAAGGAUAGAACUUUCACGGAGAUCGAUCAGCUAUUUGAGAAAAGGGUUUCAGCUAGAAGAUUCCAAGAAACGAAGUUCGAGGCGGCGGGAGUUACUUUGGAAGCCGAGAAAGGCACUGGCAAUUCCAUUGUCUAA
Messenger RNA from Sporothrix schenckii 1099-18, 1614 nucleotides. Its product is annotated as MFS transporter, SP family, general alpha glucoside:H+ symporter. NCBI's taxonomy places the organism in Eukaryota, Fungi, Ascomycota, Sordariomycetes, Ophiostomatales, Ophiostomataceae. Gene Ontology annotation, molecular function: carbohydrate:proton symporter activity. The transcript is spliced from 5 exons. The record is from RefSeq and is a predicted model, not a curated record. Bases 1 to 1614 code for a protein of 537 amino acids. Gene Ontology annotation, biological process: carbohydrate transport; transmembrane transport. Gene Ontology annotation, cellular component: membrane.